Molecule: messenger RNA, 2705 nt
Organism: Papilio machaon (common yellow swallowtail)
Lineage: Eukaryota; Metazoa; Arthropoda; Insecta; Lepidoptera; Papilionidae
Product: transmembrane channel-like protein 3
Exons: 16
Coding region: 171-2459 (762 amino acids)
Cellular component (GO): plasma membrane
Molecular function (GO): mechanosensitive monoatomic ion channel activity
Source: RefSeq, a predicted model, not a curated record
ACAUAAAUAAACAGAAAAUUUUAAUAUGAAAACAUUACGUGCUAAUUAAGUAUAACAUAUCCUUAUCUUAUCGUCUAUUGCCAAUUAUCAGGGAAUAAUUGUAAAUAAUCAGUAAGAGUCAUAAUCUUGAUUUUUACAUAUUGCUAAAACAUUUUCUUGGUUCUACAAAGAUGGAAGAUCAAGUAGAGGAAAUGGAGUUAAAGCCAGUAAAUGUAAGACGUACUUUCACUCUGAGGAACAAUGUGGCGCGGCAGGUGGCUGUUAAUUUCAUGCCAUCCAGACAAAUCCCUUAUGGCACGCUACGCUUGCGCCGCAGCAAUUCUGAUAGUGAGGCGCUGCUGACGGGUGGCGCUGACAGCGACCGGCAGGCAGACAUCAUAGUGCGUGAGAUGGAACAGCUGCAGCGGCUCAUGGAGGAUAACCCUGUCUCCGAGGAGCUUAGGAGAGAGGCGCUGCGCGACUUGCCUCAGGGGUUGACGAUGAAGCGCACGGUACGCGCCAAGCUGUCCGCCUCCGUCAGCCUGCGCUCCAAACACCGCCCCAUCUCUUUCUACAAGCGCCUCAAGUACAGGAUCAGCUUUGCUCUGAAGAAGGGACGUGAUCGUAUCAGCGAGUUGAUAUUCUCGAUCGAGCCGUGGCACGAGGCGAUCCGGCACUUGGAAGGUCAGUUCGGUUCCGCGGUGGGCUCCUACUUCCACUUCCUGCGUUGGCUGUUCGCGCUCAACCUGUUGCUGGCCAUACUGCUGCUCUGCUUCGUGGUGGUGCCGCAAGUACUGCAUGAUCAGGGAAAUAAUAGAACUGGGAGUAUGGGUUUCUUGGACUUCGUCAGUGGUAAGGGUGGUUUCGAAGACAGCGUGUUGUUUUACGGGCACUACCAUUGGGGCGACGUGAACUCGUUUGGCCCGCUCACCUACAAUAUGCCCUUCUCCUAUUUCUUCACCAUGAUCUCGCUGUACUUAUUCUUCUUUGCUAUUCUUUGCUAUAGGACGGCGUAUUCAUAUAGGCGUAAUUUCAUCGAGAUUGCCGGAGGUCUCAGUAAUGUAUUUGCUUCCAAAGUAUUCUGCGGUUGGGACUUCGGCAUCGUGUCACAACACGCGGCCGCUCUCAACGCUUCAAGUAUUUACAAUGAAUUCAAGGAGUUAUUAAGCGAGCAGAACAAGAAGCAUGUGACAAUGUCGUUAUGGAGGAGAGUGUGGCAGUACAUGGUGAACGUGGUGGUGACGGGGGCGGUGCUGGCGCUGGUGGCCGGCCUGCAGUACGGCCUCUGGCUGCUGCUGGCGCUGAAGACUGAAGUCCAGCACUGGGAGAUCUUCGUCUCUUUGAUCAUCACAUUUGUGGUAGCUCUCUGUCCGUUGCUGUUCAAUUUGAUUGUCAGAGUGGAGUACUACAAGGCCCGCACCGCGCUGUAUGUGACGCUGGCUCGCACCGGCCUGCUCGACAUCAGCACACUCACCAUGCUGCUGGUCUACUGGACGCAAUCUGAUACACCGUGCUGGGAGAGCGCGCUGGGGCGGGAGACGUACCGGCUCGUGCUUCUGGACGCUCUGGUAUCUUUGUUCCUCUUACCGCUUGUUGAGUUCGCUAGAGGUUUCAUUUUUAAAUUGAACCCUAACAGUGGUGCGCCAGAGUUCAAUAUCGCGUACAAUUCUCUGACGCUGGUGUACAACCAGGCGGUGUUGUGGCUGGGCGCGGUGUGGUGUCCGCUGCUGGCGGUCGCGGUCGCACUCAAGUUCCUCUUACUGUUCUAUGUGAAGCGCGAGUGCGCACUGCGCGCCUGUCAGCCAGCCAGGAAGGUGUGGAGAGCCGCGCAGACGCAGACUGUGCUGUACAUGUUGGUCACUCUGUCUCUCUUCGUCACACUCUUCUCUGUCGGCAGCCUCUUCUUGCGAGGGUCGUCACAGACGUGCGGUCCAUUCGUGACGUAUACGCGUGUAUGGGGCGUGGUUAGCGAGGGUGUGCUGCGGCUGCCGGAGAGACCAGCGCUGCGCAGAGUACUCUCGUUCCUCACACGACCUGGUGUCAUCGCGUUCCUCUUCCUCUCACUCUGCGUGGCGACGUACUUCAUGCGUGCGCGUGCGCGUGCGCAGCGCUCCAUGGUGGACAUCCUGCGGCGGAUGUUGGUGUUGCAGGCCAAGGACAAGGACUUCUUACUCGCCGCCAUCGACAAGGUCUCCAAUGGAGAAUGGUUAUACAACCCUCGCGAGGAGGAGCAAGCAGCCGACAGCCACACACUGAAGUACCUGCAAGAGGUGCGCAAACCCUCAAACGCGGCAUAUCACUUCGACGUCACCCGCCUCAACCACUCCAUGUCGGAGACACGCCCACAUCGCGCUGAGACACGCCCACAUUCAUACCACGUGGACAGGCGCAGGCGCAGCGAGGAUGGUGACACUGACAGCUCCUUCAGCUGGCAGGGCUCCGCCAGCUGCUUGAACCAUACUAAGGAUCAACAGGAGUAGAAGCAAGCAAGAUUGACGUUUUCCGAUUCAAGAUGUGGAGGAUGUGGAUCAUCAGUGGUAGACGCCAGCAACAACAACAUCUGUUGCACGAAUUGUCCUCGCUCAGUGAAAUACCAUGACCUUACAGAAGACAGGCGUCAAGUGGAAUUAAUUCCACGAACAGUCUGAUGAAUGUGGUGCUGGAGGACUAAUUUUAGUCCUCUUUCCCUUCCCACCCUUUUCUUAUAAGGAAAGGAUGAGAAGGGA